CGGCGAAAGUUAAUAUAGUGUACAUCAAAGUCUAUGGACUUUGGUGUACAUAUAAGUCUUACUAGAGACAGAAGAUUAUUUUUCAUUUUUGAGAAUACACUCGCGACUUUAGAUCGCUGGUUUAAUUGGUGGGAUACAAAUGCAGACUUGCAAAUUAUUCCAUACAAUGGAGUUUCUUAUGACUUUUGUAGGCAAUAAUGAGUGUGUACACAAUACAACCACAUGUCAUCAAAAUGCAACUUGUUAUAACACAACUGGGAAUAUAACUUGUGUGUGUAAUGAUGGGUUUACUGGAGAUGGGAAUACAACCUGUGUGGAGAUUGAUAAAUGUAUGAUCAAUAAUACAUCAUGCAAUUCCAAUGUAACUUGUAUAAAUACAAAUGGAACUUGUCAGUGUAAUGAUGGAUUUUCAGGCAAUGGUUUCAAUUGCACUAGGAAUAUAACUUGUGUGUGUAAUGAUGGGUUUACUGGAGAUGGAAAUACAACCUGUGUGGAGAUUGAUAAAUGUAUGAUCAAUAAUACUUCAUGCCAUUCCAAUGCAACUUGUAUAACAAAUGGAACUUGUCGGUGUAGUGAUGGAUUUUCAGGCAAUGGUUAUAACUGCACUGAUAUUAAUUCAUGCCUAUAUAAUGCAUCUUUGUGUCAUACGAAUGCUGCAUGUACCAACACAAGUGGUAAUUUCAAAUGUACAUGCGAUUUUGGUUUUUCUGGUGAUGGAUAUAAAAUUUGUAAAGAUAAAAAUGAAUGUGGGAAGAAGUCUUGUCCAAGAGGAAAGUAUUGCAGGAAAGAAACAGAUAAAUAUAAAUGCCAUAAUAUCAACUUUAUAGUUGAUGGAUCUUCUUUAAGUUCUCCUCAGGUGGUUGAAAAUACCUUGAACAAUAUAAAGGAAAUGACAAAGAAACCUGCACAUUUGACCAAAGAAAAUGUAAAGUCUCUUGGAGAUUUCAUGAAAAAUUUAAGAAAGAACGUUGCAAAAAAUGGCAUAAGGGUAUCCAGAAAGACACUUGAUUCAGUCAUACAGAUAACAACUGAUGUGUCGGUUGCAUUAAUCAACCAGUCCAACAAUAAUUCUGAAAGACAAGAUGUUCAAACACAGAUAGCAACUGCAGUAGUUGCGCUGGCACUUAGUGUGGAGGUUGGAGAAAAUGAGACUGAGAUACAAUUCAGCACCGAUUCUUUACUACUACAGGUGAACCAAUAUUUAUCACCACCUACAAAAUCUGUGGAAUUUUCACCAUCAAAAAAAUCAGCAAUCAACAUUAUUCUACCACCAUCAGUAUUUACCAAAGCUUGGGGGAAUAGUGGUGAUAGAUCAAAACGAGAUACUGUUUCAACUAACAGGAAAUCAGCUUUCAUAUUUUAUAAAGAUGAUUUGUUGUUCUUUUCGGAAAAGCAGGAGAAUAUAUUAUCAAUUGCAUCUGCUGAUUUGACCGGAAACGAGGUUUAUGGAUUGACUGAAUCAGUUCGAAUCCAACAUUAUAAUCGGAACUCAACUUAUGGAAAGUCACUUCCAGAUCCUGAAACGCUAACAGUUUUGAAAACUCAGAUGAAAUGUGUUUAUUGGGAUUUUAACAACAGUGAGUGGUUGACUGAAGGUUGCUGUUUAGAUAUAAGUGCAGACCCACCUGAGUGCUUAUGCAACCAUCUAACCAACUUUGCUCUGAUAGUGAACACUGACGUAGUUACUGCUGACGUUGCGUUGGACAUUAUUAGUAAAGUGGGAUUGGCGCUUUCAAUAUUUGGCCUCUCUAUCACAAUACUAGUGCAUUUACUUAGUCGUGACGUUAGUAAAAGACGCCCAGCAAAAGUGUUGAUGCAAAUCUGUUGCAAUCUUCUGGUGGCUGACCUCAUUUUUGCUGCGGGGGUGUCACGUACAGAAAAUAGAGAGGCCUGUUUCGUAAUUGCUACUCUAUUGCAUUACUUCCUGCUCUCUACCUGGUGUUGGAUGACAGUGUACAGCUACGAUAUGUACUUAUCGCUUGUGAAGGUAUUUGUUGGGAAAGCCACACGUGUUUUGCAAAAAUUCACACUGUUUGCAUAUCUGACACCAGCAGUAAUAGUUGGAACAAAUUUAGCAAUUGCUGUGGGAUAUUAUGACAAACAAAACCAAAAGAGUUUCACUUGCUCUGCUGAUCCCCUUGCUGCAUCAACCUACAAAGCAGACAACAUGUGUUGGUUAACUGGAUAUUCUUUAUAUUUGGGGUUUCUACUCCCUGUUGGUUUGAUGCUCAUGUACAAUUUUACUGUGUUCGUUAUGGUGUUUCGUGAACUAAACCAAAGCAAUGGAAAAGCACAGACCAACCAGAUAAAAAGAGAUUACAAGCAAACUUUAACAAUAGCUGUUACCAUGUCAAUGGUGAUGGGUUUAACAUGGUCAGUAGGUUACCUACUCUUGUUAUCAGACAACAAAACCUAUCUUCUUGCCAUGAGUUGGAUAUUUGCUAUCUUAAAUAGUGUGCAGGGUUUUGUUAUAUUCCUACUCACUGCUGUGAGGCGACCCGAUCUUAGAAAAGUUUGGAUGUCACCAAUACAAAGUGCCUUGAGCAAAUCAACAUCUGUUGUUGGAAGGCUUGGCAGUUCUGAGAAAUCAUACACAGUAUCUAUUGUGUCAUCAUCAAAAGUGUGAUCAUCAAUAAUCAAAAACAAUUUUUAUUUCGGACAAUGUCACUGUAUAUCAGUCGGACAAUGUCACUGUAUAUCAGUGUAUUCUUGUUGCUAAUGUUUUUUACUACGGAAGGGAUUUUGGUUUAAUUGUUAUAUACAUAAACUGGCAAACUGUACAUAACCUUUUAUAUAUCAUCUACUAUUUGUUAUUUCUGUUUAAUUUUGCUACUCUACCAAUGUUUUGUAUGUCCUGUUUUUGUAUCAUUCAAAGAAAUUCUCAAUAGAUCUAAAACACUUUCCUGGUUAGUCACAAACUAAACUUGGAGGCACUGAAGUAAAUAUUUAAUAGAUUUAUUUUAUUUGUGCUUGUUUACUUUUUGCAACAAUAAUGUUAAAAAAUUAUUCAGUGAUUAAUGUAAUUUAUAAAAUCAACUUCUUGAAUUAUAAGUUCACUCUA
Ciona intestinalis (vase tunicate) is the source of this 3061-nucleotide messenger RNA. The record is from RefSeq and is a predicted model, not a curated record. Lineage: Eukaryota; Metazoa; Chordata; Ascidiacea; Phlebobranchia; Cionidae.